GUAUGGUAUUUGCUUUUGAGUUUGGUAAUACGGUACGAUACCGAUCUGAUUCUAACUGACACCAUGAGAAACUCGAGGGUAAAUUUUAUAACUUCCGCCCAUUGUUCAUCAUCCCAAAUCCCAAUUACAGAUCCUAAACCUGAAUAAUAAAGAUCUAAAUCUAGGGUUCCUAUCAUCCCACUACAUCGACACAAAAACCCCCAAUUUUCAAAUCGUACACCCAAAUUCUCCACAAUUUCUUCACAGGAUUUGGAAUUGAAUUGAUCGGAUCGGAUCGGAUCUCUGGUAUAUGGUAGAAUAGAUGGGGAUAGUGUUUACGAGAUUGUUUUCGUCGCUUUUCGGAAACAAAGAAGCUCGAAUUCUUGUUCUAGGGCUUGACAAUGCUGGCAAAACCACUAUACUUUAUCGGCUUCAAAUGGGCGAGGUUGUCUCCACUAUUCCAACGAUCGGGUUUAAUGUAGAGACGGUGCAAUAUAACAAUAUUAAGUUUCAAGUUUGGGAUCUCGGUGGGCAGACCAGCAUCAGGCCAUACUGGAGAUGCUAUUUUCCAAAUACUCAAGCCAUAAUAUAUGUGGUCGAUUCCAGUGACACAGAAAGACUAGUAAUUGCUAAAGAAGAAUUUCAUGCAAUUUUAGAGGAGGAAGAAUUGAAAGGUGCUGUGGUUCUCAUUUUUGCAAACAAGCAGGAUCUUCCUGGAGCGCUUGAUGAUGCUGCUGUGACUGAAUCCUUGGAAUUGCAUAAAAUCAAAAACCGUCAAUGGUCAAUAUUUAAAACUUCUGCAAUUAAAGGAGAAGGUCUAUUUGAGGGAUUAGACUGGUUGAGCAACACACUUAAGUCUGGGGGUGCCUAAAGCUAGGAGUUUGUGAGCUGGUAGCGUGAUUGAUAUGGUAUGAGGAGGCAUGAUGUGUUUUUGGAGGCCAAAUACUAUUGAAUUGUACUAAAUUUCAUAUCACUAUUUUUCUUAAUUUUUAUUAGUUUUUGUAUACCUGUUUUUGAUAUAUUUUUUUCCAUGAAAAAUGAAUAUUAUGUAAGGUUGUGUGUUUAUGUGUGUUUGGAAACUGAGGAUUUCUAAUUGCUCA
This is a messenger RNA of Helianthus annuus (common sunflower), 1079 nucleotides long. Its product is annotated as ADP-ribosylation factor 1. Gene Ontology annotation, molecular function: GTP binding; GTPase activity. The transcript is spliced from 9 exons. Bases 302 to 850 code for a protein of 182 amino acids. Gene Ontology annotation, cellular component: cytoplasm; Golgi apparatus. The record is from RefSeq and is a predicted model, not a curated record. Lineage: Eukaryota; Viridiplantae; Streptophyta; Magnoliopsida; Asterales; Asteraceae. Gene Ontology annotation, biological process: vesicle-mediated transport; intracellular protein transport.